Molecule: messenger RNA, 2196 nt
Organism: Condylura cristata (star-nosed mole)
Lineage: Eukaryota; Metazoa; Chordata; Mammalia; Eulipotyphla; Talpidae
Gene: SLC41A3
Product: solute carrier family 41, member 3
Exons: 11
Coding region: 84-1529 (481 amino acids)
Biological process (GO): monoatomic cation transport
Cellular component (GO): plasma membrane
Molecular function (GO): monoatomic cation transmembrane transporter activity
Source: RefSeq, a predicted model, not a curated record
GCUUCCUCCGCCAGGCCUCCAGGCCGCGCGGUCCUUGGCUGUCCGGAGCAGCGGCCGCCGGCCCGGCGGGGAAUCGGGCUAAGAUGGACGGGACAGAGCCCCGACAGCGAAGACCGGAGGAGCCGGGCCUGCCACACACACUCAUCUCAGGAAGACUCCCCUCAGCCUCCCAAGAUGGACUUCUGAGUAUCCCUGAGAGCCAGAGGCCGGCCACCAAGCCACUGGGGCCUGAGCUCAGCCGAGAGACCUCCUUGUCCAUGGCGCUUCAAAUGGCAGUGCCCUUCACGUUUGCAGGCCUGGGACUGUCCGGGGCUGGCAUGCUUUUGAACUAUUUCCAGCACUGGCCCGUGUUCACGGAGGUUCAGGACCUCUUGACGUUGGUGCCGUCCCUGGUGGGUCUGAAGGGCAAUCUGGAGAUGACACUGGCGUCUCGGCUCUCCACGGCUGCCAACACGGGACAAAUUGAUGACCCCCGGGAGCAGCACAGAGUCAUCAGCAGCAACCUCGCCCUCAUUCAGGUGCAGGCCACCGUUGUGGGGCUCCUGGCUGCCGUGGCCGCGCUCCUGCUGGGUGCUGUGUCCAGGGAGGAGGUGGACUUCUCCAAGGCGGAGCUGCUGUGUGCCAGCAGCGUCCUCACCGCUUUCCUGGCUGCCUUCGCCCUAGGAAUGCUGAUGGUCUGCAUCGUGAUCGGCGCUCGGAAGCUCGGGGUCAACCCAGACAACAUUGCCACACCUAUCGCAGCCAGCCUGGGCGACCUCGUCACGUUGUCCAUCCUGGCUGUGGUUAGCAGCUUCUUCUAUAGACACAAAGACAGUCGGUAUCUGACGCUGCUGGUCUGCCUCGGCUUCGCUGCCCUGAUCCCUGUGUGGGUGCUCGUCGCCAGGCAGAGUCCCCCCAUCGUGAAGGUCCUCAAGUUCGGCUGGUUGCCAAUCAUCCUGGCGAUGGUCAUUAGUAGCCUUGGAGGCCUGAUCCUGAACAAAACCGUUUCUAAACAGCCGUUCAGAGGCAUGGCCAUAUUCACCCCCAUCAUAUGUGGUGUUGGCGGCAAUCUGGUGGCCAUUCAGACCAGCCGGAUCUCCACCUACCUGCACAUGUGGAGCACACCUGGUGUCCUGCCCCUCUGGAUGAAGAAAUUUUGGCCCAACCCAUGCUCUACUUUCUGCACCUCAGAUGUCAACUCCACGUCAGCCCGAGUCCUGCUCUUCCUGGUGGUCCCGGGCCAUCUGCUCUUCUUCUACAUCAUCUACCUGGUGGAGGGCCCUUCCAUCACAGACGGCAAGGUCUUCCUGCUGCUCUACCUGCUGGCUGGCUUGGUCCAGGUGACGAUCCUGCUGUACCUUGCAGAUGUGAUGGUUCGGAUGACUUGGCACCAGGCUAUGGAUCCCGACAACCACUGUAUCCCCUACCUCACGGGUCUGGGGGACCUCCUCGGGACUGGCCUCCUGGCCCUCUGCUUCCUUACCAGCUGGCUAUUGAGGAGCAGACCUGAGCUGGGUGGCAUCUCUGAACUGGUGUCGGGGCCCCCCUAAUGAGCAGGGCAGCCCCAGUGGUUCUGUAGAAUUUCCCCCCACACCAGCAGGCACAGAGCCCCGUUUCAGCCAUCAGAGCCGGGCCUCAUGAUGGCUGACAUCCUGCCUCUGCACCAGCCCUCAAUGGCCUGCUAGGGACACGAGCGCCCUGGACCCUGGACAUGAACCUGACAAAGGUGGUCAGGUGCAACACCAGCGCACCGACUGCCUGGUGACUGUGCAUGGGGGGUGGGUGGUUGUGGGGUGAGUGCCCAUAUGUGGGGAGCAGGGAAGGCGUCAAAGGAAAAACAUGUCUGAUGCCUCGGGGUACUGGGAUGGAGAUCCGUUCCGUGGUGGUCGGGACUUGGGACUCUCUCAGCCUCAGCUUAGUUCCUUCAUCACCAGUGGGGAACUCAGAGCAGCUAGGGGGGCUCCCCACACUCCUCAUAUGCUUCAAGCAUCUAAGCUUGUCACUGCUUACCCUGCUUUUGCUUUUUUUUCUUUUUCUUCUUUUUUAGAAGAAAUUUAGAAUUUAGUGCUAAGAGAAACAUAAAAUAAAACCCAGACUCUAUAUUGUAUUUGGCCUUUUGUGUCUCUAAAUGUAGCUGGUGCACUGUGAGACCAGGGGUCUAGGAGUAACCCGCUGCAGCCAUCUCUGGUACAGUGGUUUCUGUAACUGCUCUCCGGC